AUUCGGGGUACCUAGCACUACUGGAAAAAAGAACUUCUAGAUUUCACGAUCUCUUAUAUUAUAAUAUUUUAACAGGACUAUUUACUCUCUGUUCCUUUGUAAGUAAGCUCAGCGAUGCUAUUUACUUAGCAGCAACUUGAGUCAAUACUUGAGCUAGCUAGAAUGGCAGAAGAUAACCAAGUAGCAGUGGUGAUGGUUCCAUUUCUAGCACAGGGCCACUUGGGUCAACUCCUCCAUCUCUCCCGCCUCAUCUCCUCCUACAACAUCCCGGUCCACUAUGUUAGCACCACAACUCAUAUUCGCCAAGCCAGGACCCGUCACCAGGGAUGGGACCUCCUUGCCUACCACAAUAUCCACUUUCAUGAAUUUCCAAUCCCAUAUUUUCAGUGUCCAGACCCCAAUCCCAAUGCUCCAACCAAAUUCCCUUCCCAACUUCAGCCAGCAUUCGAAGCCUCCAUUCACCUUCGCGACCCUGUUUGCCAAUUGCUUACUUCCCUUUCUGCCACUUCCCGAAGAAUUAUCAUCAUUCACGACUAUCAAAUGGCCUCAGUGGUUCAAGAUUUUGCUUCCCUACCUAACGCUGAGUCGUAUACUUUUCAGAGUACUUCUUCAUUUUUUCUUUUUUCCUACUACUGGGAUUUAGCAGGCAGGCCUAUUGUAGCUGACAGCAAUAUACUUCAACAACUUCCCUCUAUUGACGGCUGUGUAACUCCAGAGAUGUUGGCUUUUGGGAGAAACCAAGCAAUUCACCUAACCAAAAGCUCAGGUGAACUUUACAAUACUUCCAUAGCAAUCGAAGGUCAUUACUUUGAUAUGCUCCAGAAAUUCCAGGCUGACAAGAAACAUUGGGCCAUUGGACCCUUCAACCCUGUAGAUAUUUUCCAGAAACAAGACCAGCUACGACACAAAUGCUUACAGUGGCUAGACAAUCAAGCUUUAAAUUCAGUGAUAUAUGUUUCUUUUGGGACAACCACUUCCCUAACUGAUGAACAAAUCCAUGCCAUUGCUCUUGGCCUAGAAAACAGUGGCCAAAAUUUCAUUUGGGUAUUGAGGGACGCGGAUAAAGGAGAUAUAUUUACUGAAGAUGUCAGAAGAUAUGAAUUGCCAAUGGGGUACGAAGACAGAAUAUUUGAGGCUGGACAAGGGACGAUUGUGAGAGGUUGGGCGCCACAGUUGGAGAUUCUAGCGCACACCUCCACAGGGGGAUUUAUGAGUCACUGCGGAUGGAAUUCAUGCUUGGAAAGCCUGACAAUGGGAGUGCCUAUGGCUACAUGGCCAAUGCAUUCUGACCAGCCUAGAAACGCCGUGCUAAUAACAAAUGUACUCAAACUAGGCAUAGUCGUUAAGGAAUGGACUCCAAGGAAUGAUCUGGUUGAGUCCUUGCAAAUUGAAACUGCAGUGAGGAAGUUGAUAGCAUCCAAUGAAGGAGAUGAAAUGAGGAAGAGAGCAACGGAGUUGAGAAAUGAAAUCAAAAAAUCUGUGGCAGAGGGCGGAGCUAGUCGCGUGGAAUUGGAAUCAUUCAUCGACCACAUUACAAGAUCAUGAUAAUCGCGUUCAAGAACAGACUGUGGCUCUGUGCUCUAUUCAAAUGCAAUUACUUGUGAUAUAUGAAUGGUUUGAUUACCUAUAGUUAUUUACAAAUCAUGAAUUAUAUGCAUGUCAUUUC
Molecule: messenger RNA, 1666 nt
Organism: Daucus carota subsp. sativus
Lineage: Eukaryota; Viridiplantae; Streptophyta; Magnoliopsida; Apiales; Apiaceae
Product: zeatin O-glucosyltransferase
Exons: 1
Coding region: 163-1545 (460 amino acids)
Molecular function (GO): UDP-glycosyltransferase activity
Source: RefSeq, a predicted model, not a curated record